Messenger RNA from Thlaspi arvense, 687 nucleotides. The record is from the annotation of a GenBank genome assembly. Lineage: Eukaryota; Viridiplantae; Streptophyta; Magnoliopsida; Brassicales; Brassicaceae.
AUGAUGUCUACUGUACCGGCCUUUUCCUUUACUGAACCGGGUUUGGUUAACCAAUUAUCUAAUUUCCAAACCGGAUUCACUCCUUGGAAUUUUGACUGCUCUGAUCUCUUCUCUGUGAUCCAACCGGUCACACAGAGUCCAUGUUCUGAUGAAUCUGAAACCGGUUCUGUCAGAAUUAAAACCGGAUUUCAAGACCUAAAAUCCGGUUUUGACGAAUCUUGUAUCGGUUCCAUCAAAACAGACUCCGGUUCCGACGAUUCCGAAUGUUUUCAAGGCGUGCCAAGUCCACAAUCCCACGAAUUGGAUUCGGGAAACACGAGAAUCCCGAUAAAAGCUACGGACCAUAACCGGAAUAAAUCGAACGUGCCGGUUUUGCAGAUAGUCGACGAUCGUAAGAGGAAGCGGAUGGAAUCAAACCGAGAAUCAGCGAAGCGGUCAAGGAUGCGUAAACAGAGACACAUUGAGAAUUUAAGAGACGAAGUAAACCGGCUCGGUUUAGAAAACCGCGAACUCACAAACCGGCUCCGAAUCGUUAUGUACCACAUCGAACACACAAGUACGGACAACAAUCGGCUUUUGUCAGAACAAGAGAUUCUCAGACGAAGAUUCUCGGAGUUGAGACAAAUCUCAGUUCUCAGACAACUUCAGAAUCAGCAACAAUGGGGAUGCGAUCAUCAAGUGAUUUGA